AUGGAGCCAAGAAAGACAUCCAAAGUUACCGUUAUCCACGGGAAACAGGUUAGUCGGGUUUUGAAAGGAGUAGUGUUUGAUGAUGAAGACGUGGAUGCUUUGAUCAUUCCUCGUAAUGAUGCACUGGUAAAAUCUUUACUUUUUCAUGAUACUAAUGUUAAACAUAAUUUGAUUGACCAAGGUAGUUUAGUGAAUAUAAUCCUACUUAGAGUAGUGGACGAGAUGCAAGCGAAUGAUCGAAUCAUACUGAAAGCACAGUCGUUAUCUGGUUUCAAUAAUUCAAAUGUCGCCACAAAAGGACAAAUCAUAUUGGCAACAUUCGCAGAAGGUGUCAUCAAAGACACUAAAUUCCAGAUGGUGGAUGCAGACAUAGCCUAUAACUUAAUUUAA
Molecule: messenger RNA, 390 nt
Organism: Nicotiana tabacum (common tobacco)
Lineage: Eukaryota; Viridiplantae; Streptophyta; Magnoliopsida; Solanales; Solanaceae
Source: RefSeq, a predicted model, not a curated record